Leptinotarsa decemlineata (Colorado potato beetle) is the source of this 693-nucleotide messenger RNA. RefSeq names its product tigger transposable element-derived protein 6-like. The record is from RefSeq and is a predicted model, not a curated record. Lineage: Eukaryota; Metazoa; Arthropoda; Insecta; Coleoptera; Chrysomelidae.
AUGCCACGCAAGUACGUACGCAAAACAGGGAAACACCCAAUUUUGGACUUCGACAAUGAAAAGCGGCUCGUCACUCACAUUCGAAAGUUAGAGGCAGCGGGGUUUCCAGUAACACGUGAUAUGUUACGUAGACUAGCUUUUGAAUUUGCUGAAAAACUUGGCGUUAAACAUCAUUUUGACCAAGAAAGUCGCAGAGCUGGACAUCAUUGGCUACGCUCUUUUAUGGAACGGCACACAGAACUAAGCGUUCGACAAGCUGAAGGCUUAUCCCUUGUUCGAGCUCAGGGACUCAAUCGUGAAGAAAUAAACAAGAUGUUUGAGCUUCUGCUCCAUAUUUUGACAGAACAUGAUUUGUUGGAUAAACCAGAACGUAUAUUCAAUAUAGACGAGACUGGUGUCCAGUUAAAUAAUAACCCUGGAAAAGUCAUUGCUACAAAAGGUGCAAAAUCAGUUCACUCUGUAACGUCUGGAGAAAAGGGUGAGACGAUGUCGGUAAUAGCUUGUUGUAAUGCCGCUGGAAAUUUCCUUUCUCCGGUUGUUAUUAUAAAAGGAGUAAUUAGAAAGCCAGAAUUCCAAGAUGGACUUCCUCCUGGAUCAGAUGUUUACAUGAACAAAAAGUAUGCUUAUGUUAACGCGGAGUUAUUCCAGAAAUGGCUGAUGCAUCACUUUGUUCCUCGAAAGCCUCAAGACUAA